AUGCGAUCCUCAGGGUCGACGAUGCUGCUCCUGGUGGCGGUCGGCACACUCCUCUUGGUUGGUGGCGGCAGUGCCGCCGGAUGCGACAGAGCAGCCGUGCAGUCUUUCGACGCUAAUAAGUAUCAGGGCGUGUGGUACGAGAUCGCCAGGUUGGGAGAGGCUCCGUUCGAGGAGGGGGGCCAGUGCAUCACGGCGGAGUACACAGUGGCUGGCGACAACAACGUGACCGUACACAACAGACUGUUCAGCACGGCUGCGGGGGCCUUCAACGACAUCAUCGGAUGGGCCGAGUGGGACGACCCUGAAUCCGGAGAGGCCAAAUUCACGGUGCACUUCCCAGGCGUAACAGAGAACUCAUGGAUCCUGUCACGGAGUGCCCCGCUGACAGCAGAGCAGGAGCAGCAGGUGAAUGACAGGCUGGAGUCCCUGGGUCUGACGCGGAGUCGCUACACAGACACCCCACAGGACCCACAACAGUGCACUGUCAGAGACAGCACAUGCGACAGGGCCACUGUCACCGAAUUUGACACUUCUAAGUACCAGGGCGUGUGGUACGAGAUCGCCAGGUUCGGAGAAGCUCCCUUCGAGGAAGGCGGGCAAUGUACCACAGCGGAGUACACAGUGGCUGGUGACAACAACGUGACUGUACACAACAGAUUGUUCAGCGCGGCUUCUGGGGCCUUCAACGACAUCAUUGGCUGGGCCGAAUUUGAUGACCCUGACUCCGGAGAGGCCAAACUCACGGUGCAUUUCCCAGGCGUGCCAGGAAACUUAUUUGUACAUUUCAGUGCUCACCCUAGCUUGUUUCUUUGUGUGUUGCCAGUGACGGGUCCCUACUGGGUCCUGGAUACUGACUACGACAGCUACUCAAUUGUCUGGGCCUGCAGGGAGCCUACAGAUGAAACCUCCAACAUUACAGAGAACUCAUGGAUCCUGUCACGGAGUGCCCAGCUGACAGCUGAGUUGGAGCAGCAGGUGAAUGACAAGCUGGAGGCCCUGGGUCUGCCUCGGAGCCGCUACAAAGACACCCCACAGGACCCACAACAGUGCACUGUAAGAGUCAGCACGUGCGACAAGGCCGUUGUCACCGAGUUUGAUACUUCUCAGUAUCAGGGUGUGUGGUACGAGAUCGCCAGGUUGGGAGAGGCUCCGUUCGAGGAGGGUGGCCAGUGCAUCACGGCGGAGUACACAGUGGCUGGCGAGAACAACGUGACCGUACACAACAGACUGUUCAGCACGGCUGCGGGGGCCUUCAACGACAUCAUUGGCUGGGCCGAGUGGGACGACCCUGAAUCCGGAGAGGCCAAAUUCACCGUGCACUUCCCAGGCGUACCAGGUUUGCUUUUUUAUGUUUUAACAGUGACGGGUCCUUAUUGGGUUCUGGACACUGACUACGAGAGCUACUCAAUUGUCUGGGCCUGCAGGGAGCCUGCAGAUGAAACCUCCAACAUUACCGAGAACUCAUGGAUCCUGUCAUGGAGUGCCCAGCUGACAGAUGAGCUGGAGCAGCAGGUGAAUGACAAGCUGGAGGCGCUGGGUCUGAUACGGAGCCGCUACACAGACACCCCACAGGACCCACAACAGUGCACUGUCAGAGUCAGCACGUGCGACAAGGCUGUUGUCACCGAAUUUGAUACUUCUCAGUAUCAGGGUGUGUGGUACGAGAUCGCCAGGUUGGGAGAGGCUCCGUUCGAGGAGGGCGGCCAGUGCAUCACGGCGGAGUACACAGUGGCUGGCGACAACAACGUGACCGUACACAACAGACUGUUCAGCACGGCUGCGGGGGCCUUCAACGACAUCAUCGGAUGGGCCGAGUGGGACGACCCUGACUCUGGAGUGGCCAAAUUCACCGUGCACUUUCCAGGUGUACCAGAGAACUCGUGGAUCCUGUCACGGAGUGCCCAGCUGACAGCAGAGCAGGAGCAGCAGGUGAAUGACAAGCUGGAGGCCCUGGGUCUGCUGAGGAACCGCUACAUAGACACCCCACAGGAUCCGCAACAGUGCACUGUCAGAGUCAGCACAUGCGACAAGCCGGCUGCCAAGGAAUUUGACAUUUCUAAGUAUCAGGGCGUGUGGUACGAGAUCGCCAGGUUGGGAGAGGCUCCGUUCGAGGAGGGCGGCCAGUGCAUCACGGCGGAGUACACAGUGGCUGGCGACAACAACGUGACCGUACACAACAGACUGUUCAGCACGGCUGCGGGGGCCUUCAACGACAUCAUUGGCUGGGCCGAGUGGGACGACCCUGACUCCGGAGAGGCCAAAUUCACGGUGCACUUCCCAGGCGUACCAGUGACGGGUCCCUAUUGGGUCCUGGAUACAGACUACGAGACCUAUUCGGUUGUCUGGGCCUGCAGGGAGCCUACAGAUGAAACCUCCAACAUUACAGAGAACUCGUGGAUUCUGUCGCGGAGUGCCCAGCUGACAACAGAGCAGGAGCAGCAGGUGAAUGAAAGGCUGGAGGCCCUGGGUCUACCACGGAGCCGCUACACGGACACCCCACAGGACUCACAACAGUGCAAUGUUACAGUCAGCACAUGCGACAAGCCGGCUGUCACAGAAUUUGACACUUCUAAGUAUCAGGGCGUGUGGUACGAGAUCGCCAGGUUGGGAGAGGCUCCGUUCGAGGAGGGCGGCCAGUGCAUCACGGCGGAGUACACAGUGGCUGGCGACAACAACGUGACCGUACACAACAGACUGUUCAGCACAGCUGCGGGGGCCUUCAACGACAUCAUCGGCUGGGCCGAGUUGGACGACCCUGACUCUGGAGAGGCCAAAUUGACAGUGCACUUCCCAGGUGUACCAGUGACGGGUCCUUAUUGGGUCCUGGAUACUGACUACGACAGCUACUCAAUUGUCUGGGCCUGCAGGGAGCCUACAGAUGAAACCUCCAACAUUACUGAGAACUCGUGGAUCCUGUCACGGAGUGCCCAGCUGACAGAUGAGUUGGAGCAGCAGGUGAAUGACAGGCUGGAGGCACUGUGUCUGACACGGAGCCGCUACACAGACACCACACAGGACCCACAACAGUGCAGUGUCAGAGUCAGCACGUGCGACAAGGCUGUAGUCACCGAAUUUGAUACUUCUCAGUAUCAGGGCGUGUGGUACGAGAUCGCCAGGUUGGGAGAGGCUCCCUUCGAGGAGGGCGGCCAGUGCAUCACGGCGGAGUACACAGUGGCUGGCGAGAACAACGUGACCGUACACAACAGACUGUUCAGCACGGCUGCGGGGGCCUUCAACGACAUCAUCGGCUGGGCCGAGUGGGACGACCCUGAAUCCGGAGAGGCCAAAUUCACCGUGCACUUCCCAGGCGUACCAGAGAACUCCUGGAUCCUGUCACGGAGAGCCCAGCUGACAGAAGAGCAGGAGCAGCAGGUGAAUGGCAGGCUGGAGGCGCUGGAUCUGCCACGGAGCCGCUACACGGACACCCCACAGGAUCCACAACAGUGCACUGUCAGAGUCAGCACAUGCGACAAGCCGGCUGCCACGGAAUUUGACACUUCUAAGUAUCAGGGCGUGUGGUACGAGAUCGCCAGGUUGGGAGAGGCUCCGUUCGAGGAGGGCGGCCAGUGCAUCACGGCGGAGUACACAGUGGCUGGCGAGAACAACGUGACCGUACACAACAGACUGUUCAGCGCAUCUACUGGGACCUUUAACGACAUCAUCGGCUGGGCCGAGUCGGACGACCCUGACUCCGGAGAGGCCAAAUUCACGGUGCACUUCCCAGGUGUGACAGACUUGCUUAUUUCAUGUGUGUUGACAGUGACAGGUCCGUAUUGGGUACUGGAUACUGACUACGACAGCUACUCAAUUGUCUGGGCCUGCAGGGAGCCUACAGAUGAAACCUCCAACAUAACGGAAAACUCGUGGCUGCUCUCACGGACGAGUGACAUGUCUGAGGAGCUGACGCAGCAAGUGGAUGCGAAGCUGGAGGAACUAGGACUCCCUCGCAGCCGGUACACAGACACGCCUCAGGACUCCAACGGCUGCCAAGUUGAAGAGGACAGCGACGAUGGCGCCGCUGCACUGGGCCCUGCGGUCGCACUCAUGCUGGCCACCACCGUCGCACUGCUCUUCUCCCUGUGA
Molecule: messenger RNA, 4083 nt
Organism: Schistocerca serialis cubense
Lineage: Eukaryota; Metazoa; Arthropoda; Insecta; Orthoptera; Acrididae
Exons: 22
Coding region: 1-4083 (1360 amino acids)
Source: RefSeq, a predicted model, not a curated record